Messenger RNA from Triticum urartu, 1764 nucleotides. Its product is annotated as vacuolar-processing enzyme beta-isozyme 1-like. Gene Ontology annotation, molecular function: cysteine-type endopeptidase activity. Lineage: Eukaryota; Viridiplantae; Streptophyta; Magnoliopsida; Poales; Poaceae. The record is from RefSeq and is a predicted model, not a curated record. Gene Ontology annotation, biological process: vacuolar protein processing.
GCCGGAGCGAUCACACUUCACUCUCUGCCUUCUCUUGCUCUCUACUAGGCUCUAGCACACGCACAUGAUGAACUCGAGGGUGGCGAUGGCUGCAUGGUGGGUUUGUGGACUCCUCCCUCUCCUGGCGGUGGGGUACUCGGAGCCCCUGAUCCGGCUGCCGACGGAGAACGGGCAUGCCCCUGCCCCUGCGCCUGGCCCUGCCGCGUCGGCGGCGGAGGAAGGGGUGACCAAGUGGGCCGUGCUCGUUGCCGGCUCCUCCGGCUACGAGAACUACAGGCACCAGGCCGAUGUGUGCCACGCGUACCAGAUCCUGAAGAAGGGAGGACUCAAGGAUGAGAACAUUGUGGUGUUCAUGUACGAUGACAUCGCCAACAGCCCUGACAACCCAAGGCGUGGAACCGUCAUCAACCAUCCUAAAGGCAAAGAUGUUUACCAUGGCGUUCCCAAGGACUACACCGGUGAGCAGGUCACUGCCAAGAACUUGUAUGCGGUUCUCCUGGGGAACAAAACCGUGGUUACCGGAGGGAGUAGGAAGGUGAUAAACAGCAAACCAGAGGAUCACAUCUUCAUCUUCUACUCGGAUCAUGGGUCUCCUGGUUCACUUGGUAUGCCCAACGGGCCAGAUGUUUAUGCUGACGACUUUAUCAAAGUGUUACGGCAAAAGCAUGCUUCCAAAGGCUAUUCGAAAAUGGUCAUAUAUGUUGAAGCGUGUGAAAGUGGCAGCAUCUUUGAGGGUUUGAUGCCACAAGAUCAUAAUAUUUAUGUUACAACGGCAUCAAAUGCGGUAGAAAGUAGCUGGGCAGCAUACUGCCCUGAGGAUGGAACGCCACCUCCUCCUGAAUAUUUUACCUGCUUAGGUGACCUAUACAGUGUGUCUUGGAUGGAAGACAGUGAUACUCACAAUCUAAAGAACGAGACCAUCAAGCAGCAGUACGAGGUGGUUAAAGCGAGAACGGCACCCCGAAACGAGUCCAUUAAAGGUUCUCAUGUCAUGGAGUAUGGCGACAAGACUUUCAAGGAUGACAUGCUUUUUCUCUACCAAGGUUUCGAUCCUGCAAAGUCAAGCAUCAGAAACAGGCCGCUGCCUAUGCCCAGCCUCAAGGGUGCAAUCAAGCAAAGAGAUGCCGAUAUUCUCUUCAUGUGGAAGAAGUAUGAGAAGUUGAAUGGGGGAUCAGAAGAGAAGCAGAGGGCUCUCAGGGAGGUCAAAGAAACCGUGCUGCACAGGAAGCAUCUCGACACCAGUAUCGAUUUCAUCGGGAAGCUUGUCUUUGGAUUCGACAAGGGGCCAUCGGUGCUCGAGGCUGCUAGAGGCUCUGGCCAGCCACUGGUCGACGAUUGGGAUUGUCUGAAGACGAUGGUGCGAGUGUUCGAGUCCCAGUGCGGAUCGCUCACUCAGUACGGCAUGAAGCACAUGAGGGCGUUCGCAAACAUGUGCAACAAUGGCGUCUCCGAGGCCGAGAUGAAGGAGGCGAGCAUCAGCGCUUGCGACGGCUACGACAUGGGGAAGUGGAGCCCGCUGGUUCGAGGCUACAGCGCCUGAUCCGCUUGCAGUGCAGCACUACUACAUGGCAGCAGCAGCCAGAGCUCCGGAGGUUCCUAGAGCUCGUACGGUGUACAUAGACACAUCGGUAUACAUACAAGAAAGAAGAAACCGCCCAGCAAUGGCGCCCCUGGGGUGUUGGGUUAAUCACUAGUGUAUAUGGUCGUGCCUUUGUAAAUCGAAUUUGACUGCAAUCAAUUGAAAGGCAAUGAUUAUUAUUAUUA